Molecule: messenger RNA, 1411 nt
Organism: Ipomoea triloba (trilobed morning glory)
Lineage: Eukaryota; Viridiplantae; Streptophyta; Magnoliopsida; Solanales; Convolvulaceae
Product: probable polygalacturonase
Exons: 6
Coding region: 2-1411 (469 amino acids)
Biological process (GO): carbohydrate metabolic process
Molecular function (GO): polygalacturonase activity
Source: RefSeq, a predicted model, not a curated record
CAUGGAGUCGCACCAAUUGUCAUGCUUUUAUAUUGCGCUAAUUCUGGCGUGCGGAGGAUUAUUGUUGAGUUCAAGCCUUGCGGAAACGGUGCAAUUUCCGGCACUAAACUGCCGGAAACACACUGCUUACCUUACGGAUUUCGGCGGUAAAGGGGACGGGAAGACGCUAAACACGGCGGCGUUUCAAUCCGCGAUUGCUAACCUCAGCAAGUAUGCAUCGGACGGUGGCGCUCAACUUAUCGUACCGCCGGGAAAAUGGCUCACUGGACCUUUCAAUCUCACUAGCCAUUUCACCCUUUAUAUCCACAAGGAUGCCGUUACUCUUGGCACUCAGGAUAUAUCAGAAUAUACAAUUAUUCCGCCUUUGCCAUCUUAUGGGCAAGGAAGAGAUGCUCCAGGACCUAGGAUGAUCAGUCUCGUCUUUGGAACAAACCUCACUGACGUUGUCAUUACUGGUGGAAAUGGGACGAUAGACGGUCAGGGAGAGGUUUGGUGGGAGAAGUUUCGUAAGAAGGAGUUAACCUACACAAGGCCUUACCUUAUUGAGAUUAUGUAUUCGAAGCAAAUCCAAAUAUCCAAUCUCACAUUGCUCAACUCUCCAUCAUGGGUUGUCCAUCCCGUUUACAGCAGUGAUAUUGUAAUUCAAGACUUGACAAUUCUUGCACCUAUUGAUUCUGAAAACACAGAUGGGAUUGAUCCAGAUUCAUGCUCCAAUGUGAGAAUAUGGGACAACUACAUCGUCUCCGGAGAUGACUGCAUCGCCGUGAAGAGUGGUUGGGAUGAGUACGGGAUAGCAGUCGGCAUGCCAACAAAACAUCUCUCCAUCAAAAGGCUGACCUGCAUUUCCCCCUUCAGCGCCACCAUCGCUCUGGGCAGCGAAAUGUCGGGCGGGAUUCAAGACGUCAGGGCCGAAGACCUCAAAGCCCUCAACACCGAAUCCGGCGUCAGAAUCAAGACCGCUCCCGGCCGAGGCGGCUUCGUCAAAGACAUCUACGUCAGGAACGCCGAAUACCACACCAUGAAGUACGUGUUUUGGGUGUCGGGCGAAUACAAUUCCCACCCUGACAAAGGCUUCGACCCCACCGCGCUUCCCAACAUAACGGGGAUAAAUUACAGCAAAAUCAACGCCAAAAACGUGACCAUCGCCGGGAAACUUAUUGGGCUGGAGAAGGAUCCCUUCACCGGAAUCUGUAUCUCUGACGCGACGAUUGAGAUGCGCGCCGACGACGACGACAACAAACCGAAACCGGCGUGGAACUGUACGGACAUCAGCGGGGUUGCGAGCUCGGUGACCCCUAAGCCUUGUGGUCAAUUGGUUGAGUCGCAAAAGCCUGUCGUCUGCGAAUUUCCAACUGAUAAACUUCCAAUUGAGAAUGUUGAACUCACCACUUGUUCUGCUGUUAUAUCAUGA